Messenger RNA from Salarias fasciatus (jewelled blenny), 3105 nucleotides. RefSeq names its product outer dense fiber of sperm tails 2a (gene odf2a). The coding region runs from base 172 to 2622 and encodes 816 amino acids. The transcript is spliced from 20 exons. The record is from RefSeq and is a predicted model, not a curated record. NCBI's taxonomy places the organism in Eukaryota, Metazoa, Chordata, Actinopteri, Blenniiformes, Blenniidae. Gene Ontology annotation, cellular component: centrosome. Gene Ontology annotation, biological process: regulation of cilium assembly.
GUUAGCUUCUCUGCACGGUUGAGUUUGUGAGUUUUUUGAGACUACCAUCAAUUUUAUUCUGCUCGAAACUACAAACGUCGCUUCUCUAAUGAGAGAUUUGAUUCAGUCUCGACGAGUUUAUCCGAGCUUUCUGAUGACCUGUGUCUCAUUUUGGACUUUGGCAGCUCACUGAUGAGUAAAAGUGUCCGUUUUACUGGGAGAGAUGGUGAGACGAGGCAGAGGAGAACCAUGAGAACCCGGUCCACUUCCCCUCCCAUCCAUGUCCACGUGGACGAGUCCACACCGGUCCACGUGCACGUGAAGAGUUUUAAGAGGACCAUUCCUGUCAGGACCCCUCAGGGGAGAACCAGAGUGAAGACCGGGAGCGUCCGCCCCACAGCCCAGGUGAAAACCCGGGAGCCAUGGGUCCCUCCGGGAAAGGCCUCCGUCCGAGACGCUUCCUUCAAGUGGGAGGGGCCGACGCAUUGUCUGGAGAUCACGCCUCCAGGAACAGAGCCCGAGACCUCCCAGCAUGCACUGCGGUUGGCUGACCUCAUGUCGGAGGAGGAGGAGGAGGAGGAGGAGGAGGGUCUGCAUGCACGGGUCAGCCAGCACCAGAGGAAGAUCGACAGCCUCCUGACUGAAGUCAGCUCUCUGAAGAACGAGGUGGAGCUGCAGAAGCAGCAGCAGCAGCUGGAGCAGCAGUCGGAGCGUGCGACGGCCCGGCAGCAGGAGGAGCGGGAGGAGACGCUGCUGCGCCCGUCCAUGGAGAGGCUGCUGGAGGACGGCCGGGGCAGCAGGCAGCAGGACGGCUCCGCUCUGCUCAGGAUGCUGACGGAGGCCGAGCUGGACGGAGCGGCGGCCGCCCGGCAGGUGUCCGCCCUGCGAGAGUCCCUGGCCAAGCUGAGCGCCGCAGGCAGCAGACUGUGUGUGGACCAGUCGUCCCUCCUGGACCGGCAGAAGGACCUGCUGCUGCAGAAGCUGCACACCUUCGAGGAGACCAACCGAGCGCUGCGACGCCUCCUCCGAGAGCAGCAGGACUGCCAGCAGGUGGAGUGGCUGGCGGAGCAGAGGGACUCCUUACUGAAGAGGCUGGCGGACAUGGAGGCCGAAAACGCUCAUGUUGUGGUGAGACUGGAGGAGAAGGAGCGAGAGGUGAAGCAGCUGUCCAGGCUUUUGGAGGCAGAGAAGGACACGGCCCGGAGCUCCAGCAACAUCUCCAGGAGUCUGGAGUCGACCAGAGCUCACCUGCAGGGCCAGCUGCGCAGCAAGGCGGCGCAGAACGAGCGCCUGAGCGUCCAGCUGAAGGCGCUGGAGCGAGCGGCGCUGCAGCAGAAGGCGGAGGUGUCCCGCCUGACGGAUCAGCUGAGCAGGGCGAGGCAGCAGGCGGCGGCGGACCGCGACGCCCUGAAACGAGCCUCCAGGGCCCACAAGCAGCGAGCCCAGCGCUGCCAGGACGCCGCCGGCCAGCUGAGCGGCCAGCUGCUGGAAACGGAGCAGCAGGUGUCCGAGGCGCUGGCGGCCGCCGAGGCCUGGAAGAACCGCCUCACUCAGGAAACCAGAGACAAGAGCAAACUGGAGGCGGAGCUGGAGCUGCUCAGCAGCCGGGUGUCGGAGCUGACGGAGCAGCUGCGCUGUGCGGAGGAUAAGAGCAGGGCGGACAGGGAGGCGCUGCUGGACCACCUGCAGGGACUGACCACGGAGAGCGCGGCAGCCAGGCUGGAGAACCAGACGCUGAAGGCGGCGGCGGCGGCGGCGGAGGAGAAGCUGGCCUCGUCUCAGUCGGAGCUGCAGGAAGUCAAGGCGUCCAUCAGGCAGUACGAGAGCCUGCUGGACGGCUACAAGGUGCAGGUGCAGAAGACUCGGGCCGAGGCGGACGAGUACCGGUCCGGGGUGGCGGAGGUGGAGCGGCGGGCCGAGGCGGUGCGGGCGGAGCUGCUGGGCCGGCUGGCCGAGCUGGAGCCGCUUCCCGAGGCGCUGCGGCGCUCCCAGCUGCAGCUGCAGGAGGCGCAGGACCGCGAGCGCAGCCUGGAGACACGCAGCGCCGAGCUGGGCGCCACGCUGGCCGACCUCCGCAUGAAGGUGGAGACCCAGGGCAGCCAGGUGGAGCUGGUCCGGCAGAAGAACAAGGCUCUCCUGGAGGAGAACCGGCAGCUGCAGCUGAGAGUGGAGAGCCUGGAGAGGAAGCUGGAGGAGGCCGGCGGUCAGAACGCCGAGCUGCUGGCCGCCGUCUCCAAACGGGAGGAGGCCGUCCUCAGCAGCCAGCGGCGCCUGGAGGAGAAGAGCCGGGAGAGCGCGCUGCUCGGCCGGAGGCUGGAGGAGGCGCUCAGCGACGCCCGCCAGCAGAUGUCUGAGAGCCGAGAGCGCGCCGCCGCCAAGGAGCGCUCCGCCCAGGCCCGGAUCCUGGACCUGGAGACCCAGCUGAGCCGGACCGCCUCCGAGGUCAGCCAGCUGAGACGCAGCAAGGAGGAGGUGGAGCGGCGCUACCAGAGCCGGCUGCAGGACGUGAAGGACCGCCUGGAGCAGACGGACAGCACCAACCGCAGCCUGCAGAACUACGUCCAGUUCCUCAAGGCGUCCUACGCCAGCGUGUUCGGAGACCUGGCCACCAGCAGCGCCCUGAGGGCCUCCUCCCCCCUCUGAGCCAGCAGGGAUUCAUCAAGGUGCUGAUUCCUCCUCAGGAUGACCGUUCUGCUGUACCGACUGUUCUGCUGUACCGACUGUUCUCUCCUGUACCGACUGUUCUCUCCUGUACCGACUGUUCUGCUGCUGUGGAGCAGCAUGCUGGAUUUGGUCCCCAGAAGACUGUUGUGAGUUUACACUCCUCUCUAACUACAAACCAGUGACUGUCACUUCUGCUUCUCCCACUUAAAGAAGUGAAGAUGGAAUUAUUUCUUUGUAUAUUUUCUGAAUUUUUAGCUGUUAAUAAAUCAUGUUUGUCUACAACAGGACGGCUCCCAUCAUGGAACACCUGACUCCCUCCUCACACACACUGACUUCAGUUCAUACGUAUUAAAAACACUAUAAAUAUACAGGAGGCCGUGCUAAAAGGCAAAAUAACGAACAGUUUGAAAAAAUAAGAAUUAAGAAGUCAUCCCAAAAACAGGCUGAAGGAAUCCAGGUGUU